AUGCAUCAUCGUCCAAUCACAUUACUCUCUCUCCUACUUGGAGCUGCACACAGCAUUGCAGCUCGUCCGACCUUCCAAGAUGAAAGAAGCAGCUCCUCAUCAAUCAGUCUGAGUGCAUCUGUUCCGGAUGAUGCAGCUCUGCCGGUCUUGCAUCCUUUUGUUUCCUUCUCUAUUGAAUUUGCGUUCUUUCCGGAUUUUGCAGGAAACCUAACACAUCCGAAUCUCUUCUCGAAUCACCUGCUAGACAAUCUGGCCGAGUUGCAGGGCGCAAAGUCGUACAUUCGUGUUGGAGGAAACACUCAAGACUUUGCCCUGUAUGAUCCGAAUCUACGAGCAGCCACAAAUGCCACAUACAUUACCAGCAUUUCGACGGAUUACCCGCUGAUUUUAUCGUUUGGUCCCGCCUUCUUUGAGUCGUACUUUACCUGGCCGGACACAAAGUUCAUCCACGGUUUUAACCUGGGGAAAAAUAGCUCGACAGAUAUAGAGCUCAUGCUAGAAUCCGUGCCGGUGGCGUGUAAGGCUCUGGAAGGAGGAAAACUGGCGUAUUGGGAACUGGGGAAUGAGCCGGAUUUGUACAAGACGUCCGCACAGGGCAUCAGGAGACCGGCGAACUGGACGGAACAAGACUAUGUGAAUGAGUGGUUGAACAAGACAGCGCGGAUCGAGAAGAGAUUGGUCGAGGCGUGUCCUGAGCUCGCAGACUCGAAGUACAUUGCGCCUUCAUUCGCUGGGGUCACCAACAGCUUGAAUCCCGUGGUGACGUGGGAGAAAGGCCUAGACAACAGCCGGAACAUUGCCCUCAAUUCCGAACACAACUACAUCGGUGGCGCCACUCAGCCGGGAGUAACACUGCAGAAUACGCUAAUGAACCAUACUAAGACGGUGGAAAGCGUCGCACAACAGGUCAACGUCUCACGGCGCGCCUGGACUGUCCAAUUCAUUCGGGGCUGCACUUUGGGGGUAGACUUCAACCUUUACUGCGCCUCGCAGAACAUCCGCCGAACCCAUAUGCAUCAGGGAAGUAAUUACAAUUACAUCUCCUGGCAGCCAGUGGGAACGAAUCGUACAUCCAUAGGCACGAAGGCGCCGUAUUACGGCAAUGCCAUGGUGGCGGCCAUGCUCCACGGCGGAGACGAUGUCCGAAUUGUCAAUCUCCCGCUGGCCGCGGAUACGGAAGCCGCAUAUGCCGCGUACGUGAAUGACUCUCUGGUCCGAGUGGCUGUCAUCAACCUGGUGGAGUUCAACUACACCUCAACCGAUUCGAUAGCGGAGAAAGUGGAGAGCAGACCCAGCGCGAAGUAUACGUUCCAGUUGCCUUCAUCUGGAUCGGUGUACUCCGACUCGGUUUCAGUGCAGCGGCUGAUCGCGAACGGCAGCAACGCCAUCACGGGGAUCACCUGGGACGGCUGGUCUUACAAUUACGAGCUGGCACAGGGUAAGCCAGUUCGAUUGCAGAACGUAACGAUUGGAGAGGCGAUCUCGGUGGGCGACGAUGGGGUUGUGGAGAUCGAGAUCCCCUACUCCAGCGCUGCAAUCCUCAGUCUGUGAAAGGUCAUCCGGUGUGGGCCGAAGAGGCUGUAACAAUAGGGUAUGCAUGGUAGAAGAUAUCUAUCCGCGGAACUCUGGCCUCCGUAUCAUUCAUGAUGCGGCUCCCACGCGGUUAGCAUCCGUGGAAAGGAUAGCCAGUCUGCACCUUGUUAGAUCAUAAUAGUCCAAAUGGUGCUUAGAACAGAAGAGGAAAGCU
Messenger RNA from Aspergillus neoniger CBS 115656, 1747 nucleotides. Its product is annotated as glycosyl hydrolase family 79 C-terminal domain-containing protein. The transcript is spliced from 5 exons. The coding region runs from base 1 to 1551 and encodes 516 amino acids. NCBI's taxonomy places the organism in Eukaryota, Fungi, Ascomycota, Eurotiomycetes, Eurotiales, Aspergillaceae. The record is from RefSeq and is a predicted model, not a curated record.